This is a messenger RNA of Sardina pilchardus (European sardine), 2736 nucleotides long. RefSeq lists its product as uncharacterized. Gene Ontology annotation, cellular component: dendritic spine; extrinsic component of plasma membrane; midbody. The transcript is spliced from 7 exons. Gene Ontology annotation, biological process: endosome organization; protein K63-linked deubiquitination; protein K48-linked deubiquitination. Gene Ontology annotation, molecular function: cysteine-type deubiquitinase activity. Bases 357 to 2654 code for a protein of 765 amino acids. NCBI's taxonomy places the organism in Eukaryota, Metazoa, Chordata, Actinopteri, Clupeiformes, Clupeidae. The record is from RefSeq and is a predicted model, not a curated record.
AGAUCACAAGUAGAAUCACUGGUAAGAGGUUGCUAGGACACAGUUGUCAGGGAGCCUUCUAUCUCUUCUGUACACUCUCAAACACAAGCAAUUUCCCUAAACAGCACAACUCUAAGGGAUUGGAGAAUGUGUUGCUCUUGAGAGCAGCUUUCGCUGCAAACGUCAGUUUGGUAGAGGUCUGAAGCAGAGUGGAGCUCAGGCUGAAUCAUCUCUUGAACAACAGACAGAAACAAAUCUUUAGGCCAUGAUCAUUGUUGGUCAACUGUUGUGGUUGCUGCAUUUUUUCCAUACCGAUUAUUGUCAAAUGUAGAAGGGGGGAUUUUUAUCUGGAGGACUGUUUGAUACUCUUAUCCAUCAUGAGUUUGAAAGCAAGAGUGAUGUGUGUCCGUGAGAUUGCAUGGGCUCUGGAGGAGUGUCCAUUCUUUGAACCAGUGGAUAUCGCCUCUGAGGGAAAUGGCUUGUGUGCUCCUGGCCUCUUCAAAUCAAGAAAGGUGAGGCCUGUUGCCCGAAUCAAGAAAAGCUCCUUGUCUCUGACACAGAGCUCGCCUAAGGAGUUCUUUUUGGCACUGCUGGAAAGAACUGCGAUAGAGGAGCUUUGUUAUAAGGUGAACAAAGCCCUUGAUGAGGACCUUACAAUCUACUGUCAGAACACAGAGAGGUUGACAGAAGUUCAUUACUUCGACUUUGUUAUGUGGAUUGCCAUUGGCCUCAGAAUUGGGCUCCACACUGAGGCCUGCCUGGCGCGCCCUCUUCGGAUCACACCGUCCAUAGAGAACUGGUUGGAGAAGUUGAGUGGGUCUUUCCAGAACAGCCUGCUGUGUUUGUGCAGACGCGGCGAGGAGGAGCACUGGGAGAUCCUCCACACGCUCAGAGAGCACGUCUCGCGUCGCUUCCAGGACACAUACACACCUGGCCAGCAGCUGCUGGUGAAGAAGUUCAGCCUCCUGGUGGACGGUCAGGUGUGCGCGCUCAACGUGGCCGUGCUCUUCGAGCUCUCCACCGGCUACGUGUGCAACUUCUACCUGUACUCCAUGCCGCUGCUCCAGAGAGGCUCUCAGGCCUCGGUGCUGGAGCAAGUGCUUCACCAUCUCCUCAAGCCGUACGUCAACAAGGGCUACCAUGUGCAAGUGGACAGCUCGGCCUUCAUGGAGGGCAAGCUGACCCAGAUAUUCUCUGGCCUGGGAAUACAUCUCAAGUUUGUGAACUUUGGCCUGGACGAGCAUGCGUCUGAGAACGAGUGCCCCCCACUGGUGGAGCAGAGCGCAAAUCUGCUGCAGUCUCACCUCCAGGGCUGGGUUGGCCCUGCAGUGCUAAGCAGCGCAGGUGUCACAGACAUACUCUUCCAGGGCUUCUGGGUGAUAGUGCAUCUGACUGCCAUCAACUCCUUUGUUAUGCACUCAAUGCCAGUGAUGAAAACUGAGGGAUGCAUGAAUUUGAGUGAGUUUGUUAAAGUCGUUGCCUCACAACUGCCCAUGGAAUACUUUCUAGCAACUCCAGGGACAUCAGAAGCACGCAACUCAACAGACUGGAGUUGUAACUCAAAUGCAAGAACGUGGUCUUCUGACAGCGGCCACUGCGUGAUCUCUCCGGAGGAGCUCAGCUCCACCAGCGGUGGGGUUACGGGGCCCCGACGGCAGCUGGGCCUGUGUGGCCUGGUCAACUCGGGCAACUCCUGCUACGUGAACGCCGUGCUGCAAUGCCUCUGCAGCACCGUGCCUCUGGUGGAGCACCUCCUCAGCGAGCAGACCAAGGAGGACAUAUCCAGGAGGUCGUGUGAGGUGGCUGGGGCCUUUGUCACUUGCCUGGAGACAAUGUGGUCAGGGCAAAUGGACACUUGGUGCCUUUCCAAAGUGAGAGGGAAAAUGUGUGGCCAGCACUCUUUGUUUGGCAGCAACUCUCAGCAAGAUGCCCAGGAGUUUCUUCUCUUCCUCUUCAACGCCCUCCAUGACGACCUUGUCAAGAAUGGAGGCAGACUGAAGAGGGUGUCCAGCAGUAAGCAGAGCAAGAAGACCUCUAACCUGGGCCCUGACUCGUCCAUCAUCACACACCUGUUUGAAGGCCAGCUCACCUACAACACUCUCUGUAUGCACUGUGACCACCAGACACACAGCAACCAGGUCUUCACCAUCCUGUCCCUGCCCAUCCCACCCGACAACUGCAAAUGUCCACUGCAGGACUGCCUGGCUCUGUUCUUCCAGCAGAGCACUCUGACCAAAGGCGACCAGAUGUGGUGUGCCCAGUGUGGGAUGAGGCGCGACGCGGCCGUCCUCACCACGCUGUCUCAGCCCCCGGAGAUUCUCAUACUUCAUCUGAAACGGUUUGACUGUCAGGGACAAACCAAGAGGAAGGUCAGAACAAAUGUGAUUUUCCCUUUGACAAAUUUGGAUCUUUCUCCUUAUCUAAACGAUUCAUCAUCGCAACACAAUAACUAUUCAUUGUAUGGGGUUGUGAACCACACCGGCGACUUGGACAUGGGCCACUACACCGCGUGCUGCCACAGCAGCGUUGCCAGGCGAUGGCACAUGUUUGAUGAUGCAAAUGUGGAGAGCCUCCCGGAUUUUCUUGUUCAGUCCCAGAAUGCGUACAUCCUCCUCUACUCAAGAGAACAAUACAGCCGACCUCGUAUUCCAGGGGUGCGCCUACACACACGUUAGCAACACUUAUGGCAAUAUCACAUGGAAAUGUAGUGGGUUUACAGUUUGAGAACUCAACUUUAUAAAAAUGAAAAGUCCUGCU